AUGAGUACCAGACCCCCUGGAAGUGGGCCCAGCCCCAAUCCCUCGAAAGGACCCGAUCGCAAAGGAUCCGUCAAGAGAGCUAGAGAGUUGCUGGAAGCGGGCGUUCGUCCAACUCGAUCCUCGCCAACAGUCCCAGUCCCGGCGCCUAUGCCCCGGCCUCCCCCUCCUUCAGGAUCUCGACCAUCUGCCGCUGCUAGAAAUCUCGCCCAUCAGACGCAAUGGCCUCUUCCCGAUUCGGGUCUGCCUCCUCGUCCGAUGCAGCCUCAGCCUCUGAAUCCUCAGCACCCUCAACACCCUCAACACCCUCAGCAUCCUAGAUAUCUGAUCCCUCGUGGUCCUCCUCCGUCACGGCCUCCCCGUCCUAGCGAAGUCCCUUCGCAAGUUCCUUCUCCUUCAAUCUACUCGGUACGCAGUGGCGUGGAGUCCGAGACCAGCUCGGUCUAUCCCAUUCUACCAGCUCGUUCUUUCUCGCACCCCAAACCACUCUACAUCCAACACCAGCAGCAACCACGCCCAUCUACGAAUGACGGCCCCGUGAGCCCGACCAGUACUGUGGAUUUGACCCCUCGCAUUUCUAUUGCUACGGAUGAGCUAUUCCACCGCCAAUCGACAGCUUCCGGCUCAUCUUCUGUUCCCGAUGUGCCGCCAAUUCCACUCCCUGAACCACCUUACCCGCAAGAGAGCUCUCGGCAACGUGCUGCAGGUCUUGUACCGCCACCCCAUGUUCGCAAAUCCGCCGUUUCUCCAAUUCCCGAGGAGCUCUCAAACCCCCGUCAGACUCUAGGUUCUCUAGCUUCCAGCCGGGUGAUUCCAUCCAGCUGGGGUUCUGGUCCCCCCGAGUCCGAAAUCCUAGGCGCGUAUCUGGAUGAUGACUCGGAUGAUGAGCACAACAAGCAUCACCACCCAGAAGAGAAUGUUACGCUUGUCCGAAACGCCAGUCUCGGCAAGCGUGGCAAGCCUACUAUGCGCACAAUCAUGAAGUCGAAUCCCAACUCUGAGGUUGAUCCCAUUCCCGACGUGCCAUCCUCCAACCCCCAAGAGGAGCAUGCCCGGCAGCAACCAAUCACCGAGGCAGCUGGCGGUCUUGCAAUCGGCACUGCAGUCAGCCAGGUUCUUCACGCUCCCAGCACGGGGCGCCGGACAUCUGUCUCGACAGGAUCGGAUGAGUCCUGCGUGGACCCUGAGAAACCACGGUUCGCGCAGCAGCACGACCACCCCGCCUUUGAUUCAGCUUUGGAGAAGGAGAUUGAGGUUCUGCCCAAGGCCGCACCGACCAUGAGUGACAAGCGGCCCGGCGGCAAGAAGCCUCCUCGUUUGGACAUGAACGCUGUCCGCGAUGCUGAGGCGCGUGGCAGUUUGUCCAGCCUGUCUGAUCUGAUUCGACGCGCUACCAAGCUAGCCUCUAAUCUUGACCGGGGCAAGACUGCCAGCCGAUGUGAUAUGCUGGCCACAGAUGCCGACUUUAAAGCUGCAUUGGGUGAACCAGGCCGCCGGCGUGGCUCCGGCUCUAUCUCCGAUAUCCUCACCUCCUUCCCACGACCAGGCCUGCAGACGCCAGAAGGUCGCAGCUCAUGGCCAGUAUUCUUCGGUCGAUCCGGUCUGCGCAACGUGGAGCCCCUCCCCUCCAACGACGAUGACCCGAACGCCAAAAAGGCUGCGCGGAAAUGCUGCGGCAUGCCCCGCAAAUGGUUCAUCCUGCUAUGUAUCGUUCUUUUCAUUAUCGUGGUGCUCGCCAUCCUGCUCCCGGUCUUCCUCAUUGCAGUACCGAAUCAGAACCACGGCAACUCGAGUUCCUGCGCGAGCACCAACCCUUGUCAAAACGGCGGCGUGAGCGUGUCCAGUGGCUCGGAGUGCUCAUGCGUGUGCUCGGAUGGGUACACGGGCUCGCAGUGCACUGUGGCUGGUGACAGCAGCUGCGUGACCUCGGAGGUGGCUAAUGGUACGAUUAGCAAGAACGCGACGAUGGGUAGUGACCUGCCAGAUGUGUUCAGUGCGUCGUCGAGUAAAUUCAAUAUCACGCUGGACUCGGUGACUAUCAUGGCUCUGUUCAGCAUGAACAACGUCUCCUGCAAGACUGAGAACGCUCUCGUCACCUUGAACGUUCAGACUAGCAGCAGCAAAACCCGCCGCGCCGUCUCUCUUCCCGUGGACCUGCCCAAGUCCUCAGACGAGGAGGGUACCCCGUCGUCUGCAUUCGACUCAACCGAACCCACUCCAGUUCUGGCUCCACGGUCCGUUGCCACCUCCAACGGAAUCCUCUAUGAUAACAACGGCGCAUCAGCAACCAGUACAACUGGCACCGCGGCUAAGACCACGGCGACGGCUAUCCCCGCCAAAUCGUCCAACACCACCAGCAGCACUAGCAGCAGCGACAGCACCGACACCAGCGUGCCAACGGAGGUCGUCGAGUUCUCCCAGGUAGCAGUUCUGUAUAUCCUGCAGAAGACCGGUUCCUUGACGUCUGCGAUGUGGUCCGAGGGCCAGAUAGAGACGUACCUGGCCGACUCGUAUGCGAAUGCCACGCAUCCAUCGCUGGAGUUGAUGGGAUCGUAUGGAUUGGACUUUGAGAAGAAGACUAUUACGUUGAAGAAUGGGACGGUGGUUAGCUGA
Messenger RNA from Penicillium cataractarum, 2610 nucleotides. RefSeq lists its product as uncharacterized. Bases 1 to 2610 code for a protein of 869 amino acids. Lineage: Eukaryota; Fungi; Ascomycota; Eurotiomycetes; Eurotiales; Aspergillaceae. The record is from RefSeq and is a predicted model, not a curated record. The transcript has 2 exons.